Messenger RNA from Physcomitrium patens, 1223 nucleotides. The record is from RefSeq and is a predicted model, not a curated record. Lineage: Eukaryota; Viridiplantae; Streptophyta; Bryopsida; Funariales; Funariaceae.
AUGGCCACGUAGAAUCAUGUUCAGUUUGCGAUUGCGGAUGUGUUGUUUUACACUGGAGAAAGGUCACAUUGGAUUUCCAAACUCGUGAUUGUGAGUGUGAUUGUGCUGUGCGUGACGACAUUGAGGUUUAGAGUUUGGGCUGUUGUGAUAGAUUUCGAUUGUGACUUUUAGGCCUUUCUUUGCGAUGGCAUCAGCAGUGGUAAAUCAGUCUGAAGCUGCAGCAGUCAGGGCUCCAUCCAAGCCUGUCAAGACGUACUCCAAGGAGAACGAGCAGCUUGUCAAGCAAUCUUGGGAGAUUUUAAAGAAGGAUGCUCAGCGCAACGGCAUCAACUUUUUCCGGAAGGUGUUCGAAAUUGCACCAGGAGCUAAAGCCAUGUACUCGUUUCUGCGCGACUCAACAAUCCCGUUUGAGGAGAAUCCCAAAGUGAAGAACCACGCUCGCUACGUCUUCAUGAUGACUGGGGAUGCAGCUGUUCAGCUGGGAGAAAAAGGUGCUUAUCAGGUGUUGGAGUCGAAGUUGCAGAAGUUGGCUGCCACGCACGUCAACGCUGGAGUCACAGAUGAUCAAUUCGAGAUAGUGAAAGAGGCCAUCCUAUAUGCAAUUGAGAUGGGAGUGCCAGAUCUUUGGUCCCCUGAGCUGAAAUCUGCAUGGGGCGAUGCCUACGAUAUGUUGGCGGAACAAGUGAAGGCUGAAAUGCAUGCUCAGCGAUCUGCCGCAACUUCUUAAACCACUUCAAAACAAUGUGUUACUUGUAGACUCUUUGCAUGUGUUACGUGACAGUCUGUGCUCACGAGGAGAGUGUUCACAUCUCCUCUUAUUAAAAACACCCUCACAUGGUUUUUCCCAAUUUGUAACUGUUAAAUUCAGUACUUAAUUUUCCUCAGACUGUCACUGUUGGUUACAACGAAAUCAGACGAGGCUUGUGAAGUGGGGUCAGAAAGUGAGUGGGAAAUGUUUCCUCGUUUUCAAGUGGCAGAAGGAGAAUUGCUCAAGUUCAUAGCCCAGAAUGCAUGGAUCCACCACAGUUUAGAAGCAUGUUUUUUGAAGUACAUAGAAAGGUUGUAAAAAUACUAAAAACAAUCAUUGAAAGUGCUGGACAAGGUCGGUUUGAGAAUCGUAAGAUGAUUCGAAUUUCAGGUAAGCAUCUUAUUCUGAAAUUCGAAGCAUCCUAUAUGAAAUUUAUCAUUUGAAUAGUGAUUCUUUUUUGUUAUUUAAUUAUUUA